Messenger RNA from Symbiodinium pilosum, 1389 nucleotides. NCBI's taxonomy places the organism in Eukaryota, Dinophyceae, Suessiales, Symbiodiniaceae. The record is from the annotation of a GenBank genome assembly.
AUGACAUGGAUCUGCACCGGUCUUGUUCUUGUGGUUCAGGCUGGGGGUAUUUCCAGUGUUGCCACUGCCUCGGGGGCUCUGGGCCUGCUUGAGCUUGUCUUGAUGCUCGUCUACUGGCCGAUGCUUGUGUUCUUCCUUGUUUACUUUCUCGGUCACAGAUGGCACUCGCAGAAGUACUGGUUUGACAAGCUAUGCGUACAUCAGACAGACCUCCAGAUGAAAAACCAAGCAAUAGACUCCCUGCCGCACUUUGUCAUCAACUCACGGAAGCUGCUUGAGAGACUCUGGUGCAGCUAUGAAAUGGCAAUUUUUUCCAAGAGCUCCAACGAUCCCAGCGCUAUCACCUUUGUCCCGAUGUGGCUCCCAGUAUGGACACUCUCUGCUUUAUUAAUCGACCUCUUCGGUGUAAUCUGCAUCCCUUCUGCAGAGGACCUUGCCACCAUGCUAAGCCGGCAUGUUGAGGCGCAGUACGGUCCUAACUCAAGGAGCACGAUUUUCCUCACAACUUUUGUAACUUGGUUUUGCCCGCUUGGGAGCUAUCUCCUCUUGACUGUGCCGAUCAUCCUCUGUAAUCUGCAGAAGAUUCAGCUGCACCGGCAGAUGCUCAAACAGAUGGCCGAAUAUGACCUACGGAGUGCCAGGUGCUCCUUAGAAAGUGACCGCGCAGCUAUUGAGGAGCAGGUGCUGGAUCUUUUCGAUGAGGCACUGGAGCCGCCACUGCAUGUUGCCAUUGAGGCGAUUGAUGAGUCCUCUGCUUCAAACUUAAGCUAUCCGCUCGUUCCGGUCAUUGAUCGGGAAACCUUGAACGAAAUCCGUCCUUUGACAAGUUACCCAAGCCACGAGGAGGUCUUUGACGUUUAUCAUUCAUACGUCCGUGGGCCUUUGCGUGAUAGCCUCCUGGAGAACAUCGGCUCAGAGAUUGAUGUGUCCCUGAGUUUGUGCAUGAUCACGUUCCUCCCUCUCAUCUUCCUGUCGCUUGCGAGCAUUCUUGGCUGCGAUGGAGAUGAGUGCACAAGGUCUGCUGCAAGGCAAGGCUACGGCUCAGUGGAGCAGUACAUGAUGACGAACACCAUUUCCUGGGUGGUGGCGCAGGUGUUAUGCAUUCCAACCGUCCAUCCACUGCUCUUACGAGCGCUGAAGCUCAUCAUACCGUAUGCCAAGACGAAGGCAGUGCAGACAAUAAUGGGACUUCUGUGUGCGGUCCUGGUACACAUAUUCGUAUUUACCUGCCUUGGGAUUGUUGAAGCACUGCUGACAGUGGCAGUCACAACGUCCUGCCUGUGGAGUCUAUCAGGCUUUUCAAUUGCUGUGCUGCUCCUUUUGAUUCAGUCCUGGUUCCUUUUCUUUCGUCGUCCGCGCAAGCCUGACUUCAGGAGUCUAAGCCGCUGA